This is a messenger RNA of Esox lucius (northern pike), 2608 nucleotides long. Its product is annotated as myelin basic protein. Gene Ontology annotation, molecular function: structural constituent of myelin sheath. The transcript has 9 exons. The record is from RefSeq and is a predicted model, not a curated record. NCBI's taxonomy places the organism in Eukaryota, Metazoa, Chordata, Actinopteri, Esociformes, Esocidae. Bases 426 to 806 code for a protein of 126 amino acids.
GCCGGUAUUGUCUCCCCUUCUCUGGUAAAAAAUCAGGUUGGUGCUUGUCAUUGACUGUUCCUGCUAUUUGCUGUCUCUGUGAUUGCCGUGAUGGAAAGGCCUGGUGAGGCAGAUGGGGAGUUAAGAACAAUGGCUGGCCCAUGCGGAGGGCGGCAGUGACUGACUCCACAGGCACUGAGGGGCUAAAGAAUGCCUGGAGUCAAGCCAGAACCAUGGUGUCCACUGUUCCCGCCUACCCCCACCUGACCCACCUCAUCUCCCAUGGUACACUGGGGCAUGGGGACGACACCUUCAAAGACUGCCCUUUCAACGUCAGAUGGAAAGCAAUAUCCAAGGAGCAACAGCAGAGCAUUGGUGUGGAUUGUUUGCAGGAGGACUACCAGAUAGAGAGCAGUUGACCCCACCCAACCUAACCAGUAUCCAGCAUGGCCACAGCGAGUACCACAGGGCAAAGCAGGAGGAAGAAGGCCCCUGGCCUGAUGGAUCAGAUUGGAACAUUCUUUGGAGGAGACAAAAAGAAACGGAGCAAGGUUUUCACAUUGCCCUGGCCAACUCCUGCCAGCUUUCUGAAGGGGUCCUUUCGGAGUCAUGCCACCUCCCCUAAACCAGCCCCUAAACGUCGGGCUAAUGAGAAUGCCAUAGUGCAUUUCUUCAGGAGCUUGAGUGCGUCUUCAUCUCCUCGUCCUAAGUCCAGGUGGAGGGAGGUUUUGGGCUUGGCAACACCGCCACGUGCUGAUGCAACAAAGUCACCUUACAGACGCCGCAAAGAACAAGGAACUCUGUCCAAAAUCUUCAACCUGUGGUGAUAUCCUCAAUCAGAGACCAAGUCCCGCCCACCACCCAAACGCUGGAGCACCAUCUUCUGAGCUCUCUUGAGAGAAAACCUUUGAUCAAACAUAGACAAAGACGACCUCCAUCCAACAGACUAACAUCAACCCUCAACUAUGUUAACACACUAAUAUCAGCCAGUCUCUUUUAUUUAUAGUUAGUGAAACAAUCUUGGCACCUAAUAUUUAGCCUGCUGCGAUCCCUAUAUGCACUAAUCGGGGGUGGGAGCUGUCGAAGUUUGUUGACGUUAGCUUUAAAUGAAAGAUUUCCUUUAGAUUUUUUUAAUGGCUUUCAGAGUUUUGGGAAUGCUACCAAAAUAUUUGACUGUAACAUAUGUAUCAAUUGGCUAUUCUCCUUAUCCUAGCACCCCGUUUUGGUGACACUAGUGUCUGCUAUCAAUUGUUUUUGAUCAUGUUGUGUGUUUUUUAUUUGUCUCUGUCUGCAGUCUGCACAUGGAUGACUCAUUCUUAUACAUAAAGAAUGAGGCUUUAUAAUGCCAUUAAAGUCUUUCAGGUUGCCUAGGUACCCAGACAGUUAACAUGACAACCUUCUUGAUCCUUAAAUAAAUGUAAACACAUUUGGGCAGUCUGAUUGAUCCCAGAGCAACUGUGUUUUGUUUUGUAUGUCAACAUCAGUGUUGGGGAAGUUAAUGAAAAAGAUACUUCAGCAAGCUACCAAUCACUUCACGUUAGAAGUUAGGCUACACUAAAGCUAACUUUAUACACAUCAAAAAAAUAGUUUACUCAGUUGAAGCUACUUUGAAAAGUAGAUGACUACAUCCAAACAACUUUGUGAAAUGUAUAUUAUGUAAAUCUUAAACAGAAUAGACAUUGUUUCAAGUGAAAAUAAGACUGGUCUGGUGCUGAAAAUAAGCAAUGUCUGUAUAGCUUGCCUUUUUGCAACAAGCUACAUUGCUAAAUGGCAACUACUGUAAACACUCAGAUAGUUUAACUACCACCAAGCUACUACAAUAUGUAGUUAAAUAACCAACAAUGUAAUCACUGCUCCCCAACACUGGUCGCUAUUUAUGUUCAAUAUAGUUUAAGAAAUUGUCUGUUGGUCUAGUUAUGCAUGAAAUUGUCAAAGUUGUCUUGUGAAAAGUGCAGAAUGUUGUCAUGAAUGCAGAUCAUUUGCAUAAAACAUUUAAUGGGACUGCCUGUAAAUAUAAUAAUCUAACAUGAUGUAAUAUUAUAGUAGAAAAACUAUUACAUUUCAUUAGUUAAGUAAUAUUUCACAAGUCAUGUUUAAUUUAAGAACUUUAUAAACGUUCUGUGGUGUUAUGGUGUCCAAGAUCAUCAGAACAUAGGAGAAAUGCCCUUCAAACCUGCACUGUUAGAAGUCUGCAACCUCCAUAUAUUUUCAAAACAAGAUUUAACAUAACAUGUUCUGUCAGAUUUUUAUUUGAAUGCUUUUCAUUUAUAUCUGAAAGUGAUUAGUUGGAUGUUAGCUUUAAGAGUAAAAGUGAUGGGAACAUGGGAAGUUGUGUCAAGGCCUGAGAAAUCUGCAAUGUAACAGAUGGUGAGAGAUGAGAGUACUAUUUUUCAAUUGAGUUACUUUUGGCUUGGUUAAUUUGUCACUGUGUGCACACUGUCUGCUGAAUGUAAUUGAGUGUUGAAUAAAAAAACAUUAGGAUUAAAAUUUCACAAACGUUUCUGAAGGUGCUGAAUAAUACAGUGGGUGCUAAAAUUAUAGAGAUUAACUGAAAACCAAACUUGUGACUUUCUUAUGAAAUGUUCUUUUGAACAAAACUUCAAAUUAAUAAAAUGUUUUCAACAGCUAA